Molecule: messenger RNA, 1596 nt
Organism: Drosophila bipectinata
Lineage: Eukaryota; Metazoa; Arthropoda; Insecta; Diptera; Drosophilidae
Product: adenosine deaminase 2-like
Biological process (GO): adenosine catabolic process; inosine biosynthetic process
Molecular function (GO): adenosine deaminase activity
Source: RefSeq, a predicted model, not a curated record
AACAGACGUCUUAGUUCUUUGAUUUAAAGAAAAGUAUCUUAUUUGGAUAUUGGAUACUACAACUAAAAAAGGAUGAAAAGGCCGUGGUUUUUGCUAUUUCUAGUCCUGAUUUCAUUUUUAUUGAUUCAGGCAAGGACGGUUUUAAACUACGACGAAGCUCGAAAGGCUUUUUUAGAUGCCGAGGAGAACCUCCUGACUGGUGGCCACACGUACUUGUGUGAAAAGGAGAUUAGGGUCAAUGAAAUCUUCAUGGAUUACAAGAUCAAGGAGAUGGACCAUGGCUUUGAAAACGAAGAGGAGAACGCCGCUGCACUCCAUUUCUUCAAGGCCAAACCUUUGAUCGACAAGAGUAAGGUGUUCCAGUUUCUUCACAGGAUGCCCAAGGGAGGCUUGCUCCAUUUGCACAAUAGUGCAUCCGUUAGCUCCGAGUGGGUGGUGAAGAACAUAUCCUAUUAUCCUGGCAUGUUGCGGUGCACAACGACCAAGGGUAAAACCGUCCUGACCUUUCGGCGUACACCCGUCGAACACAACUGCCAGUCGGAGUACGUACUGAUUUCAGACGAGCGUGGGAAUGCCAGUGAUCCUCAGGUUUAUGAUCAGGAGUUCGAACGUAUCAUCAAUAUGUACACCCCUUACCCAGAGGUGGAAUAUUCUACUACAAAAAAGGCAUGGACUCGGUUUCAGGACAUGUUUGAUUCCUUCAACGACGCCCUUGUCUAUUUGCCAGUAUUUCGACUUUAUAGCUGGAGAGCUUUAGAGGAGCUGUACAAUGACAAUAUCAUGUAUGCGGAGCUCCGAUCCACACUACGGCCACUCUACGGCGAUAAUGGAACCAAUUUUCCAAUAGACCGAACUAUCCAGGAGUUAUACGAUAUUAACGAAAAGUUUAUUCAGCAGCACCCGGAUUUUAUAGGAAUAAAAAUCAUAUUUUCCGCAUAUCGGGGCUUUGAAGUUGAUCGUAUCAAAAAUAUAGUGGAGAAUUUUAAACGUAUUCACGAAGCUAUGCCCAAUUUCGUGGUGGGGUUUGAUUUUUUGGGACAAGAGGAUCUGGGAAAGCCACUCUAUGAUUUUUGGCAUAUUAUUAAAGACUUUCCUCCAACAGCCAGAUUUUUCUUUCAUGGCGGAGAGACAAAUUGGUUCGGUACCUCCACGGACCUCAAUUUGCUAGACGCCCUGCUACUAAACACCACUAGGAUAGGACAUGGCUACGCCCUGGUGAAGCACCCGAUCAUUAUGAGUGCCGUGAAAAAUCGUAAGAUAGCCGUCGAAGUGUGUCCCAUCUCGAACCAGGUCCUGCAUCUGGUUGGGGACCUAAGGAACCAUCCAGGAGCCCUAUUUCUGGCUCAAGACAUGCCCAUUGUGAUCUGCAGCGAUGAUCCCGGGUUCUGGAAUGGCAAGGGUCUGAGCUACGACUUGUACUACGCCAUCAUGACUAUGGCUCCCAAGAAUGCUGGACUCCGUUUGCUCAAAACUCUGGUGGAUAAUUCGAUUCGCUACUCCGCUAUGACAGAGGAGGAACAAAGUCGUUCUUACCAGAUUCUGGACAAAAAUUGGUCCAUCUUUAUUGACAAAGUACUGGAAGAAUCCGACAAUUAA